Messenger RNA from Scomber scombrus (Atlantic mackerel), 6082 nucleotides. RefSeq names its product FLII actin remodeling protein (gene flii). The record is from RefSeq and is a predicted model, not a curated record. Bases 699 to 4508 code for a protein of 1269 amino acids. Gene Ontology annotation, molecular function: actin filament binding; phosphatidylinositol-4,5-bisphosphate binding. Gene Ontology annotation, cellular component: actin cytoskeleton; nucleus; cytoplasm. The transcript has 31 exons. Gene Ontology annotation, biological process: barbed-end actin filament capping; actin polymerization or depolymerization; myofibril assembly. NCBI's taxonomy places the organism in Eukaryota, Metazoa, Chordata, Actinopteri, Scombriformes, Scombridae.
ACACACACACACACACACACACACACACACACACACACACACACACACACACACAGACAAAACAACCUUAACCCUUUUUUUUUUUUAAAUCUGAUUUUAUUGACUGCCUUUUCUGUUAUCUUUCUAUCUAUUCAUUAAUACUGAUCAAUUCUAAUCACUUUAACCCUGUGUACUGUUAGCUGUUGAUUAUAUGAAAUUGAAAGUAAAGUCAUGUCCAAUGUUAUCUUUACCUCAUUAUAAUACCUAAUUGUUCUCUGUCAUUGUAUUAAUGUCACACAUUGUAAGUGUGAUUCAUUAUAUACACUAAAAUACAUACUGCAUCCAAAACAUAAAAAAUAGAAACAUUUUUAAAGCAGUUGGUGGCGGUAUUGCACCGAAAACACCGUUAAAUAUAAAAAUGAACCGUCGUGAAUGAGCCCGCUGAUAAACCUACCGCGGUUUUCUUUUUUUUGUCCUAGGAUGGCGAAGUCGUGACGCGCUCUAUUCUGCCUCUGAUAGGCUUACCCUGAUAUUUUUACCCGAGCCCUGACCAAUCUCACUCUUCAUAUGUAAACCUAAGCCAAUUGACGAAGGCAAUGAGUACUAGCCAAUCAGAGGCCGAGUAGGGCGGGUUAUGACUUCGCCGUCCUAGGGAAACAAAUUCGGUCCAUCGGACCAAAAUAGACUGGCGAGGGCUGAGCAGCUGACAUCCACCAGAAAUGGCUGCCACCGGAGUUCUUCCCUUUAUAAGGGGGGUAGACCUCAGUGGAAACGACUUUAAAGGGGGGUACUUCCCUGAGCAUGUCAAGUGUAUGAGCAGUCUACGAUGGCUGAAGCUGAACAGGACAGGACUGUGUUACCUCCCAGAGGAGCUGGCCUCUCUGCAGAAGCUGGAGCAUCUUUCAGUGAGUCACAACAGUCUGACCACCUUACAUGGAGAACUGUCCAGUUUACCAAACCUACGGGCGGUGGUUGCCAGAGCCAACAACCUGAAAAACUCUGGAGUCCCAGAUGACAUCUUUCAGCUUGAUGACCUGUCUGUGCUGGACUUGAGUUACAAUCAGCUGACAGAGAUCCCUCGGGACCUGGAGAACAGCAGGAACAUGCUUGUGCUUAAUCUGAGCCACAACAGCAUUGACUCCAUCCCCAACCAGCUGUUCAUCAACCUGACAGACCUGCUGUAUCUGGACUUGAGCGAUAACAAGCUGGACAGUCUGCCGCCACAGAUGAGACGCCUGGUCCACCUGCAGACUCUCACACUGAACAACAACCCGCUGAUGCAUGCUCAGCUGCGCCAGCUGCCCGCCAUGGUGGCAUUACAAACUCUCCACCUGAGGAACACCCAGAGGACCCAGAGCAACAUGCCCACCAGCCUGGAGGGACUGACACAUUUAGCAGAUGUUGACCUGUCAUGUAACGACCUGACUCGGGUACCAGAGUGCCUCUAUUCACUGGGCAGUCUGAAGAGACUCAACCUGAGCAGUAAUCAGAUCUCAGAACUGUCCCUGUGCAUCGAUCAGUGGACUCAGCUGGAGACGCUCAACCUUAGCCGCAACCAGCUCACGUCACUGCCUUCUGCAAUCUGUAAGCUGUCCAAACUGAAGAAGCUGUACGUAAACUCAAACAAACUGGAUUUCGACGGGGUUCCACCAGGCGUGGGCAAACUGUGCAGCCUCACUGAGUUCAUGGCCGCUAACAACAACCUGGAACUUAUCCCAGAGGGACUCUGCAGGUGCGGCAAGCUGAAGAAGUUGGUGCUGAAUAAAAACCGCCUGGUAACACUUCCUGAGGCCAUCCACUUCUUGACUGACUUGGAGAUACUGGAUGUGCGUGAGAACCCCAACUUGGUGAUGCCUCCUAAACCAGUGGACAGAGCAGCAGAGUGGUACAACAUCGACUUCUCCCUUCAGAACCAGCUCAGACUGGCUGGGGCCUCGCCUGCUACUGUAGCUGCUGCUGGAGGAGGAGCCAGCCCCAGAGACCCCCUGGCGAGGAAGAUGAGGUUACGGAGGAGGAAGGACUGUUCUCAGGACGAUCAGGCCAAGCAGGUGCUGAAGGGCAUGAGUGACGUUGCACAGGAGAAAAAGAACAUGGAGGAAAACGGGGACUUGAAAUACGCAGAUUUAAAAGUCCGGCGCUGGGACAAGAGUCUGGAGAAGCCUCACCUGGACUACUCUGAGUUCUUUAUGGAUGACGCGGGGCAGGUUCCAGGGGUAUCCGUGUGGCAGAUAGAGAACUUUGUGCCCAUGCAAGUUGAAGAAGCUUUCCAUGGCAAGUUUUACGAGGGGGACUGCUACAUCAUCCUCAAGACCUACCUGGAUGACAAUGGAGCGCUUACCUGGCAAAUCUUCUACUGGAUCGGUCAGGAAGCAACAAUUGACAAAAAGGCCGGCUCCGCCAUCCAUGCCGUCAACCUCAGAAAUUUCCUCGGAGCCGAGUGCAGGACGAUAAGGGAAGAGAUGGGAGACGAGAGCGAGGAAUUCAGUGCUGUGUUCAACAAUGAGAUCUCCUACAUUGAGGGAGGAACAUCUAGCGGCUUCUACACUGUGGAGGACACAAACUAUUCUGUCAAGUUGUACAGAGUUUAUGGCAAGAAAAACAUCCGACUGGAGUCCGUCCCUGCUAAAGCCUCCUCUCUUGAUCCUCGCUUUGUCUUCCUGUUGGACACAGGGCUGGAAAUCUUUAUCUGGAGAGGAGCCAACGCUACGCUGAGCGGCACCACGAAGGCACGGUUAUUUUCAGAAAAGAUCAAUAAGAAUGAGCGUAAGAGCAAGGCAGAGAUCACCACCCUCAUGCAGAACCAGGAGCCUCCAGAGUUCUGGGAGGCGGUGGGAGGACAACCAGAGGAGAUCAAGAAACACGUACCGGAUGACUUCUCUCCCGUCAGACCUAAACUAUACAAGGUGGGCUUGGGUCUGGGCUACCUGGAGCUGCCUCAGAUUAACUACAAGCUGUCAGUCGAGCACAAAGACACCAAGAUCAAACUGGACACCCUGCCAGAGCUGAGACUGCUGCAGUCUCUGCUGGACACAAAAGGCGUGUACAUCCUCGACUGCUGGUCCGACGUCUUCAUCUGGAUCGGGAGGAAGUCUCCGCGUCUCGUCCGAGCCGCCGCUUUGAAACUGGGUCAGGAGAUCUGCUCCAUGCUGCACCGGCCCAAACACGCCAGCGUCACCCGCAACCUGGAGGGCACCGAGUGUCAGGUGUUCAAGUCCAAGUUUAAGAACUGGGACGAUGUGUUGAAGGUGGACUACACCAGAGCAGCUGAGACUGUACAGCAGGGCAACAACCUACAGGGCAAGGUGAAGAAGGACGCAGAGAAGAAAGAUCAGAUGAAAGCCGACCUCACAGCUCUGUUCCUGCCGAGGCAGCCGGCCAUGCCUCUCACUGAGGCUGAACAGCUGAUGGAGGAGUGGAAUGAAGAUCUGGACGGUAUGGAAGGAUUCGUGUUGGAGGGAAAGAAGUUUGCUCGCCUGCCGGAGGAGGAGUUCGGACACUUCUUCACUCAAGACUGCUACGUCUUCCUCUGCAGAUACUGGGUGCCUGUGGAGUAUGAGGAUGACGAGGAGAAGGGGAAGGGAAAGAAGGCAGGUGGAGGCGGUGGAGGAGGAGGAGGAGGAGAGGAGGAGGAGGAGGAAAAACAGCCGGAGGAGGACUUCCAGUGCGUGGUGUACUUCUGGCAGGGCAGACAGGCCUCCAACAUGGGCUGGCUCACCUUCACUUUCUCCCUGCAAAAGAAGUUUGAGAGUCUCUUCCCUGGAAAACUGAAGGUGGUGCGUAUGACUCAGCAGCAGGAGAACCUCAAGUUCCUGUCCCACUUCAAGAGGAAGUUCAUCAUCCACAAAGGGAAAAGGAAACAGAAAACGGAUGGCGCCCAGCCCUCCCUCUAUCACAUACGCACCAAUGGCAGCGCACUUUGCACCAGAACCAUCCAGAUUGGAACAGAUUCCAGCAAUCUCAACUCGGAGUUCUGCUUCAUCCUCAAGGUACCAUUUGAGAGCACAGACAAUCAGGGCAUUGUUUACACCUGGGUGGGCAGAGCUGCUGACCCUGAUGAAGCCAAACUGGCCGAGGACAUCAUGAACAGCAUGUUUGAUGACACGUACAGCAAACAGGUUAUUAAUGAGGGGGAGGAGCCAGAGAACUUCUUCUGGGUGGGAAUUGGUUCUCAGAAGCAGUAUGAUGAAGAUGCAGAUUAUAUGAAAUAUGCCCGGCUCUUCAGGUGUUCGAAUGAGAAAGGUUAUUUCUCCGUGUCAGAGAAAUGCUCAGACUUCUGCCAGGACGACUUGGCUGAUGAUGACAUCAUGUUGCUUGACAACGGCAAUGAGGUGUACAUGUGGGUCGGUAAUCAGACCAGCCAGGUGGAGAUCAAACUGAGUCUCAAAGCCUGCCAGGUUUACAUCCAGCACAUGCGCUCCAAGGACACGGAACACCCCAGGAAGCUGCGGCUGGUGCGGAAGGGAAACGAGCCUCACUGCUUCACACGCUGCUUCCACGCCUGGGGGGCUUUCAAAACUCCCCUCGCAUAAACGAACAUUCACGCGCGCACAUAAAAAAACAAAACCGCUCUCACGUACAUUUAAAUUGAUUUGCUGCCAUGUAAUUUUCUUCCAGUAAGAUAAAGAUGAUGAUGUCUAUGCCUAAACCCAGCUUUACCCGAACCCCAAAUUCCUCCUUCUCCUCAUCCCGCUCAGCACUGCUGCUCCACAGCCUCAUCGAGUUCUCACUCUCAGGCUCACGUCUUCUUAUUCACAUGAACGGCUCACACCCCAAAACAUCUGCACAGGUUUAAAUUUAGAAGAACAUCCCUUUCAGUAAAAAUUCAUCGGCUCAAGAAGCUGUUGGCGUUCUCGGUUUCCUGCUGUUGGGGGGAAAAAACUACAGAAUAUCUAAAUUUUUCUACAAUCCUUAUAAGCCGCAGCUCUAAAUACUGUUGAAAGAGAAUUAUGUUUUUGAGAUAAAGUAAAGGUGUACAGAGGCUUUAUAAAAACCCAAAGGGAGGCAAAUCCCCGAACAUAUCGAUCUGUUCCACUGCUUUCUCGUGGCUCGCGCUGCAUGGUCGAUAGUUUUCCAGGGGAGGAGGGUUUAAGAGGCGCUCCUCCGUGCCAUUUUGUGCAGCUCACUUGAAGCAGUUUAAAGGCAGAUAAAAGUUGAUUUUACAGUUUGUACUGCUUUUUUCAUGACAGAGGAGCUGAACAGAAAACAGCACUAUAAUUGUUUCUCUGAGGAAUGUUGGUUGAUAUAUAUAUUUUUCUGUUGUAUGACUCUAAAGGUGUGUGUGUGUGUAUGUGUGUGUUUACCCCAUGCGCCUUCACUGAAAUGGGGUCUGCUCCCCCUUUCCCUAGUGUGUUUGGUCUCACCACCUGUAAGUUGUCCGCUGAUCAGAGGGGGCUUCUUCUCACCCUCGAAAGACACGUUUGACUUCUGAGCGGAGGUCAGGGUGCAAAGUUACAGUUUGUGAGGCAGCCUCGUUUUAAUGUUUAAGGUCAGAUGUUUUAAUGUGCAAUCAGAGCCGGGAGAUACUGAAACUAAUUAACUACGACACUGCGUUCAACUUGACGGGCUUCAGCUUUUUUUCUUCUUGCUUUUCUGGAGCUUUGCUAGCGAAGACGCUCAGAAUAGGACGAGAAAGUGCUAAAAAGUUUCCAAAAGUGUUGCUUUUUUUUUUUCAAAUAUUGCUCAUCUUGGAAAAAAACUUUUUUUUUUUAAAUGCAAUUUAAAAUGGGAGAUCUAGUGCAUCAUAUCAGAGACAUAUCUUAAAGGGACAGUAGUUUGUUAUACGGUUAACAGAUUUCUGAUCGGUCCGACCAGUUCUACAGCAGAUCAUUUGGAGCACAUAACGCAGGUUCUUGUGAUCAUGUGACCUGUGUAUCAUGCAGGUAUCGGUCCAAGCAGUAUAUCUAUAUAUGUUCACAAAUUGCUGCAACUACAGAACCAUCUUUUUUUGUUUCUGUAUACCAUAUUUUGUGGGGUGAAUUGUAUGCUAUUAAGUGUGUUUGAGUCCUACGCACGUAUGUGUGUAUAUGAAUAUGUGUACAUGCUCCUGAUGCCACCUGCAGAUGCUUUAUUUAUGUAUUUUAUAUUAAAAUAAAAUCUCACAUCA